Molecule: messenger RNA, 756 nt
Organism: Drosophila guanche
Lineage: Eukaryota; Metazoa; Arthropoda; Insecta; Diptera; Drosophilidae
Product: E3 ubiquitin-protein ligase RFWD3-like
Exons: 1
Coding region: 1-756 (251 amino acids)
Biological process (GO): protein ubiquitination; interstrand cross-link repair
Cellular component (GO): nucleus
Molecular function (GO): protein binding; ubiquitin protein ligase activity
Source: RefSeq, a predicted model, not a curated record
AUGGAGUCCUGUAAUUCGGCUAACCACGUGAAAGACUCGUUCCUGGCGGAGGAGUUCGAAUGGUUGCAAAAGUGGACUCACCUGAGCACUGAAAUAUUUGACAAUGAAGCGAAGAAGUGCGACACGCAGCAAUCCAAGUUGUUGCUGCACUUAGACUAUGUGCAGAAGCAGUCAAGGAACUACAGGCAACAAAAACAUGAACUGAUUUCCGAAAAUUUCUUCCUUAUCAAGGAAAUUAAUGUUCUGGGGGAUUUUGAAAAACAGAAGUCAGAUUUGCGGCUUUAUAUCUCACAGAAGGACCAACUAACCGUUGAACGCGAUGGUCUGCUGCUGCAAAUAGAAGAGGCGAAGGCAAAGUGUGCAAAUUUGCGUCAACAACUGGAGGAGCAAGGAAAAACGAUGCAGGAGAUGAACAACGCAUUUCAGAGUGAACUAUCGGAAUGUGAGAUUCACCGCACGGAGGCGCUCGAUGCCCUGGAGCGUGAAGACGAAAAACAUUUACGCGAAAUGGAUAGGCUGGAACAAAAUCUACAAAACAAAUAUUCGGAGCUGAAUACUUGCACUAUAUGUAAGCGCCCCUGGGAUUCUGUUGGGGUGCAUCGAUUGGUUUCGCUGCGCUGUGGCCAUGUCUUUGGCGACGCGUGCAUUCGGGAGCAUCUGCGCUAUCGUAACUUCUGUUCAGUCUGUAACAGGAAUGCAUCUUUUGAAGAGCUUCGCUAUAUUUAUGGCCGCAACGUCUUGCCAUUUGAAACUUAA